Molecule: messenger RNA, 2889 nt
Organism: Cladophialophora psammophila CBS 110553
Lineage: Eukaryota; Fungi; Ascomycota; Eurotiomycetes; Chaetothyriales; Herpotrichiellaceae
Product: alanyl-tRNA synthetase
Exons: 3
Coding region: 1-2889 (962 amino acids)
Biological process (GO): tRNA modification; alanyl-tRNA aminoacylation
Cellular component (GO): cytoplasm; mitochondrion
Molecular function (GO): amino acid binding; alanine-tRNA ligase activity; ATP binding
Source: RefSeq, a predicted model, not a curated record
AUGGCGUCCACCACGCCCACCACCACUCACGAGUGGACCGCUCCAAAGGUUCGAGAAACCUUUCUCAAGUACUUUGAAGAACGAGGCCAUACAUUCGUGAGAUCCUCCCCCGUUGUUCCUCUGUCGGAUCCCACCCUUCUCUUUACAAAUGCGGGCAUGAACCAGUUCAAACCUAUCUUCCUCGGCACAGUCGAUCCCUCGAGCAAAGAAGGCCAGUAUAAACGAGUGGUCAACUCGCAGAAAUGCAUACGUGCUGGCGGAAAGCACAACGACCUCGAAGAUGUCGGCAAGGACAGCUAUCACCAUACCUUUUUCGAGAUGUUAGGUAACUGGUCGUUUGGCGAUUACUUCAAGAAGGAGGCCAUCCUAUUCUCUUGGGAGUUGCUGACCGAGGUAUUCGGGCUGGACCCGGAUAGAUUGUAUGUCACCUACUUUGAAGGAAACGAAGCCGGCGGUCUGGAGCCCGAUCUGGAGGCACAGGAGAUCUGGAAGAGUGUCGGGGUUCCUGAGGACCACAUACUGCCUGGUAACAUGAAGGACAACUUUUGGGAAAUGGGCGACCAGGGACCGUGUGGCCCUUGCUCCGAAAUCCACUAUGAUCGCAUCGGUGGUCGCAACGCCGCCAGCCUCGUCAACCAGGAUGACCCCAACGUGUUAGAAAUAUGGAAUAAUGUGUUUAUCCAAUACAACCGAGAACCCGACAGGAGCUUACGGCCGCUACCGAACAAGCACGUCGACACAGGCAUGGGCUUUGAACGACUGGUCAGUGUCCUGCAAAACAAGAUGUCCAACUACGAUACCGAUGUCUUCACUCCGAUAUUUUUGCGAAUCCAGGAAGUCACCGGUGCCAGACACUACUCGGGAAAGUUCGGCAAAGAGGAUGUUGACGGGAUCGACACUGCCUACAGAGUCGUGGCGGAUCAUGUACGGACAUUGACUUUCGCGAUCAGUGACGGCGGUAUCCCCAACAAUGAAGGAAGAGGAUAUGUUGUCCGACGAGUGCUGAGACGUGGUGCGCGAUAUGCUAGGAAAUACUUCGACGUCGAAAUUGGCGAUUUCUUCUCCAAAAUUGUGCCUACCCUGGUGGAACAGAUGGGCGGCAUGUUCAGGGAGAUCGUCGCGAAAGAGGACGAGGUCAAGGAAAUCCUCAACGAGGAAGAACUCUCUUUCGCAAAGACACUAGAUCGUGGGGAGCGGCAAUUCGAGGUGUAUGCCCAGAAGAGUCAGGUUCAAGGGCUAAAGAAACUGCAUGGUGCCGAUGUCUGGCGGCUAUAUGACACUUUUGGGUUCCCGGUCGAUCUCACACGGCUCAUGGCUGAAGAAAGAAACCUUUCUAUUGACGACAACGAGUUCGAGGCUGCCAGAUUGGCUGCCAAAGAAGCCAGCAAGGGUCAGAAGAAAGCGUCAAGUGGUGUACUCAAGCUGGAUGUGCAUGAUCUAGGUCAACUAGAGAAAAUGCCCGGCGUGACGAAAACGGACGACAGUGCCAAAUACGGCAGGCAGAAUAUCACCAGUACAGUCCAGGCGAUAUACCAUGCGAAGAAGUUCCACACCGACACAAAGAAUAUUCCAGAGGAUGAUGAAAUUGGUAUUAUUCUCGAUCGAACAUGUUUUUACGCGGAACAGGGUGGCCAGGAGUACGACAUCGGUCGCAUCGUCAUUGAUGGACAAGCGGAACUUGAAGUGGAAAAUGUUCAGCUUUAUGCCGGCUAUGUGCUCCACACAGGUUACAUGAAAUACGGUCACUUCUCAGUAGGGGACAAGGCAAUCUCUGAGUACGACGAACUGAGAAGAUGGCCCAUACGGAAUAACCACACUGGUACACAUAUUCUCAACUUCGCUCUGAGGGAGGUCUUGGGUGACGGUGUGGAACAGAAGGGCUCAUUGGUUGCCCAGGAAAAGCUAAGAUUCGAUUUCAGUCACAAAUCAGGUGUCUCAGACACUGAUCUGCAGAGGAUCGAGGACAUAUCGACAGAGUAUAUCAGGCAGAAUUGCCCAGUAUACGCCAAGGAUGUGCCUCUUGUGAUUGCACGGGAGAUUGCAGGCGUCAGAGCCGUGUUCGGUGAAACCUACCCUGAUCCAGUUCGGGUCGUGUCGGUCGGCGUUGAAGUCGACGAUAUCCUGAAAAAUGUCAAGGAUGAGAGAUGGAAAACGGUCAGCAUCGAAUUCUGCGGUGGCACGCAUGUUAGAAGCACGGGCGAUAUCAAGGACCUCAUCAUCCUCGAAGAAGGCGGCAUCGCCAAAGGCAUCAGAAGAAUCAUCGCCGUCACUGGCGAGGACGCCCAUGAAGUUCAACGCGUGGCGGAAGAGUUCUCUGCGAAACUCGACAAGCUUGAGAAGAUGCCAUUCGGCUCGCCGAAGGAACAAGAAGCCAAGGCCACACAGCUUGAACUCAACAACUUGUCGAUAUCCGCGGUGAGAAAGUCACAAUUCCGAGAUCGCUUUGCCAAGAUUACCAAGGAGAUUCUCGAACAGCAGAAAAAGUUGCAGAAAGAGGAGACGAAGAAGGCCAUCGACACGAUAACGGAAUAUUUUGACAAGAAUCCCAAGGCCCAAGGGGCGGUUCUGAGGUUGCCGAUCGGAGGAAAUCCCAAGAUUGUACCAGAUGUGGUCAAGCAUGUGCAGAGCAAGAUGAAGGACAAGAGCGUGUAUAUUAUUGUCGCUGAUGAGAUGGAUCCUGAGGGCAAGGUUUACCAUGGAUGUUUUGUCGGCCAGAAUGGCCUAAAAGCCGGUAUGAAAUCUCCGGAGUGGUCGUCAACAGUAUCGAGUCUUGUUGGCGGCAAAGCUGGUGGCAAGGAGCCAGUUGCCAUUGGCACAGGAACGGAACAGUCCAAGAUCGACGAGGCGUUGAAGGCUGCAACGGAUUAUUUGGAGAAAUUCAAGCUAUGA